This is a messenger RNA of Drosophila miranda, 1095 nucleotides long. RefSeq lists its product as uncharacterized. The record is from RefSeq and is a predicted model, not a curated record. The transcript is spliced from 2 exons. Lineage: Eukaryota; Metazoa; Arthropoda; Insecta; Diptera; Drosophilidae. The annotation marks the transcript as partial.
AUGUUCAUCCGAAACAACGGCGGCAUUACUUUGGUAGCCAUUACUGACAUUCACGGUAGUCCAACAGAAACUCCAAUUGUGUUCGAGAUCACCCAAUUGUACCACUUCAAGAAUUUUAUUUUCUACAUAUCGGAGAGACUGGAUCUCAAGAACAAGAACUCCCAGGACUUCUUUUACGACUUCUGGACGACCUUUCCCCUAGCACCGGAUUUGAUCAUAACCCGUGAACACAAUGCAGUCAUACCGAUGGUGCAGUUUAUCAGCACUCCCUCACUGGUCAUGGUCUAUACAACGGAACGUGACGAUCCCAUUAUGGAACUGGCAGCGCAAAGCCAGCGGGGAGUACGCUGGCUCAAGACCAUCUUCAUACUUCAUACCCGCGACUUCGAGGUGAGCUUCGACGCCUUUACACUGCUCUCAAACGAGGUCAAAGGUCUCUACGACUGGAUGUGGAGCAAGCAGUUUAUCAACACAGUGCUGAUUACCAUCAAGAAUAAUGUGUUCUUGCUGGAUCCCUACCCCACACCGUCAGUGGUAAACAAGACAGACUCGUGGCGAGCCGAGGACUUUUUUAAGAAACAUAGCAAGAAUAUGAAGGGCUAUGUGGUCAGGACCCCCAUCCUCUACGACCUCCCACGUGCCUUCAAGUCCGACCGUCCCACCAAUAGCUACGAGAAUAACUUUGUUCACGGUACAAGCGGCAACUUGUUUCUGGGAUUCCUCGAGAUUGUGAACGCCACGAUACUGGACACAAACGUGUCCACGAACUAUCUGAACCUAACGAAUCUCCUAGAUCUGGUGGCUCAGGGCGUAUACGAGACGCUAAUACACUCAUUCACCGAAAUGCUAGGAAGGUACGUGGUCAGCUACAGCUACCCCAUUGGCAUCAACGACUGCUGCCUCAUGGUGCAUUUCCUCAAUCAGUCCCCAACGGAACAGUACAUGCGAGAGGCUCUUCAGGACAACGUUUGGCUUUCGAUAAUUCUGUUCGUCUUCUAUAUAGCCCUGGCCAUCUGGUGGUGCUCGCCCCUGCGGCCGCGCGACUUCAGUGCCGCUCUCCUCCAGUCCAUCUGCACCCUGACCUACAUGGCCGAC